CGGGUUGCUCCAAAGCCCCAGCCCGAGUCGGCUGAGCCAACCCUCCAAGCUUCUCUCCGCUAGCGCCUUUCUUCUAGUGUCCCAGCUCCUGGCAAAUCCUGCCGCACAGCCCGCCGCGAUGCGCUCAGGCCAGCAGCCUGCGCCUCUGGCCCCUGCCCUGGCCCUGACUUUGACCUUGGCUGUGUUAGCCAGACUGUCAUCCACAGCCUCCUUCUUCGGUGAGAACCACCUGGAGGUGCCCACGGCCACAGCUCUGACUGAUGUAGACCUCUGGCUACAAUUCUCCACUUUUCAGCCCGAAGCCCUGCUUCUCCUGGCAGCAGGCCAGGCUGACCACCUCCUCCUGCAGCUCCACUCCGGAUACCUAGAGGUCACACUCGCCCUGGGCCAGGAGGAACUAAGGCUGCAGACGCCAGCUGGGACCCUGCUGAGCGACUCUGCCGUCCACACUGUGCAGCUGACCAUUUCAGACAGCGAGGCCUUGCUGUCCGUUGAUGGGUUCCUGAACGCCUCAGCCCCCAUCCUGGGAGCUCCCCUGGAGGUCCCCUAUGGGAUCUUCCUGGGGGGCCCCGGGAGCCUUAGCCUGUCCUACCUGAGGGGGGCUAGCCAGCCUCUGAGGGGUUGCCUCCACGCUGCCACCCUCAAUGGCCGCAACCUGCUCCGACCACUGACCCCGGGCGUGCAUGAGGGCUGUGCUGAAGAGUUUUCUGCAGAUGACAGCGUGGCCCUCGGCUUCUCUGGACCCCACUCCCUGGCUGCCUUCCCGGCCUGGAGCACUCGGGAGGAAGGCACCCUGGAGUUUAUCCUCACCACUCGGAGCCAGCAGGCGCCCCUGGCCUUCCAGGCAGGGGGUCAGCAUGGGGACUUCCUCUACGUGGACAUCUUUGAGGGCCACCUGCGGGCUGUGGUGGAGAAGGGCCAGGGCACGGUACUGCUUCACAACAGCGUGCCCGUGGCCGAUGGGCAACCCCAUGAGGUCAGUGUCCAUGUGGACGCUCACCAGCUGGAGAUUUCCGUGGACCAGUACCCCACACGGACUUCCAACCGCGGGGUCCUCAGCUAUCUGGACCCACGUGGCAAUCUCCUCCUGGGGGGGCUGGACGCUGAGGCCUCUCGCCAUCUCCAGGAACACCGCCUGGGGCUGGCCCCGGGGACCGUCAACGCCUCCCUGCUGGGCUGCAUGGAGGACCUCAGCAUCAAUGGCCAGAGACAGGGGCUCCGGGAUGCCUUGCUGACGCGCAGCAUGACAGCCGGCUGCAGGCUAGAGGAAGACGAGUAUGAGGAGGACGCCUAUGGCCUGUACGAAGCUUUCUCCACACUGGCACCCGAGGCGUGGCCCGCCGUGGAGCUGCCUGAGCCCUGCGUCCCUGAGCCAGGGCUGCCGCCUGUCUUUGCCAAUUUCACCCAGCUGCUGACCAUCAGCCCACUGGUGGUGGCUGAGGGGGGUGCGGCCUGGCUCGAGUGGCGGCAUGUGCAGCCCAUGCUGGACCUGAGCGAGGCCGAGCUGCGCAAAUCCCAGGUGCUAUUCAGUGUGAGCCGCGGGGCACGCCACGGCGAGCUCGAGCUGGACAUCCCCGGGGCCCAGGCACGGAAAAUGUUCACCCUGCUGGACGUGGUGAACCGCAAGGUCCGCUACAUCCACGAUGGCUCCGAGGACACCUCCGACCAGCUGAUGCUGGAGGUGUCCGUGACCGCCAGGGUGCCCGUGCCCACCUGCCUUCGGAGGGGCCAAACCUACAUCCUGCCCAUCCAGAUAAAUCCUGUCAAUGACCCACCCCGUAUCAUCUUCCCACAUGGCAGCCUCAUGGUGAUCCUGGAGCACACACAGAAGCCACUGGGGCCCGAAGUUUUCCAGGCUUACGACCCAGACUCUGCCUGCGAGGGCCUCACCUUCCAGCUCCUUGGCACCCCCACCGGCCUCCCCGUGGAGCGCCGAGACCAGCCUGGGGAGCCAGCAACGGAGUUCUCCUGCCGGGAGCUGGAGGCCGGCAGCCUCGUCUAUGUCCACCGAAGUGGCCCCGCCCAGGACCUGACGUUCCGGGUCAGUGACGGGCUGCAGGCCAGCCCUCCCGCCACCCUGAAGGUGGUGGCAGUCCGGCCAAUGGUUCAGAUACGCCACAACACAGGGCUGCGCCUGGCCCAGGGUUCCGCAGCCCCUAUCUCUUCCACCAACCUGUCGGUGGAGACCAACGCCGUGGGGCAGGAUGUGAGCAUCCUAUUCCGAGUCACAGAGGCCCUGCAGUUUGGGGAGCUGCAGAAGCAGGGGGCAGGUGGGGCCGAGGGGGCCGAGUGGAGGGCCACACAGGCCUUCCACCAGCGGGAUGUGGAGCACGGCCGCGUGAGAUACCUGAGCACUGACCCGCAGCAUCACACCGAGGACACCGUGGAGAACCUGGCCCUGGAGGUGCAGGUGGGCCAGGAGACCCUGAGCAAUCUGUCUUUCCCAGUGACAAUCCAGAGAGCCACAGUGUGGCUGCUGCGGCUGGAGCCCCUGAGCACUCAGAACACCCAACAGGAGGUGCUCACCACGGCCCACCUGGAGGCCACCCUGGAGGAGGAGGCAGGCCCCAGCCCCACCACCUUCUACUAUGAGGUGGUCCAGGCCCCCAGGAAGGGCAACCUGCGGCUACAGGGCACACGGCUGUCAGAAGGGCAGAGCUUCACCCAGGAUGACCUGCAGGCUGGCCGGGUGACCUAUGGGGCCACGGCACGCACCUCAGAGACAGUUGAAGACACCUUCCGCUUCCGUGUCACAGCUCCACCGCACUUCUCCCCACUCUACACCUUCCCCGUCCACAUUGGCGGUGACCCAGAUGCUCCCGUCCUGACCAACAUCCUCCUCUCGGUGCCGGAGGGCGGCGAGGGCAUUCUCUCCGCUGACCACCUCUUCGUCAAGAGUCUUAACAGCGCCAGCUACCUCUACGAGGUCAUGGAGCGGCCCCGCCAUGGAAGGCUGGUUUGGAGGGGGGCACAGGACGAGGCCACCAUGGUGACGUCCUUCACCAAUGAGGACCUGCUGCAGGGCCGGCUGGUCUACCAGCAUGACAACUCCGAGACCACAGAAGACGACAUUCCCUUUGUGGCAAUGCGCCAGGGUGACGGCAGCGGUGGCAUGGCCUGGGAGGAGGUGCGGGGCGUCUUCCGCGUGGCCAUCCAGCCCAUAAAUGACCACGCUCCCGUGCAGACCAUCAGCCGUAUCUUCCAUGUGGCCCGGGGUGGCCAGCGGCUGCUGACAACAGAUGACGUGGCCUUCAGUGACGCCGACUCCGGCUUUGCAGACACUCAGCUGGUGCUGACUCGCAAGGACCUUCUCUUUGGCAGCAUUGUGGCUGUGGAUGAGCCCACACGGCCCAUCUACCGCUUCACCCAGGAGGACCUCAGGAAGAAGCGGGUCCUGUUUGUGCACUCGGGGGCUGACCGCGGCUGGAUCCAGCUGCAGGUGUCUGACGGGCGGCACCAGGCCACUGCGCUGCUCGAAGUGCAGGCCUCAGAGCCCUACCUCCGCGUGGCCAAUGUCUCCAGCCUCGUGGUCCCUCAAGGAGGCCAGGGCACCAUCGACUCUGCCGUGCUCCAGCUGGACACCAACCUCGACAUCCGCAGUGGGGAUGAGGUCCGCUACCAUGUCACAGACGGCCCACACUGGGGACACCUGCUCCGGGCCGGCCAGCCCGCCACGGCCUUCUCCCAGCAGGACCUGCUGGAUGGGGCCCUUCUCUACAGCCACAACGGCAGCCUCAGCCCUCGAGACACCCUGACCUUCUCCGUGGAGGCAGGGCCAGUGCACACAGAUGCCACCUUGCAAGUGACCAUUGCUCUAGACGGGCCACUGGCCCCACUGCGUCUGAUCCAGCACAAAAAGAUCUACGUCUUCCAGGGGGAGGCAGCUGAGAUCAGAAAGGAUCAGCUGGAGGCAGCCCAGGAGGCAGUGGCACCCGCAGACAUCGUGUUCUCAGUGAAGACUCCACCGCAGGCUGGCUACCUGGUGAUGCUGUCCCCCAGCGCCUCAGCGGCCGGGUCGCCCAGCUUGGACCCAGUGCAGAGCUUUUCACAGGAGGCGGUGGACGCCGGCAGGGUCCUGUACCUGCACUCCCGCCCAGAGGCUUGGAGCGACGCCUUCUCCCUGGAUGUGUCCUCAGGCCUGGGUGCACCCCUGCAGGGUGUCCACGUGGAGCUGGAGGUGCUGCCUGCUGCCAUCCCACUGGAGACGCACAACUUCAGCGUUCCUGAGGGUGGCACCCGCACCCUGGGCCCUCCGCUGGUCCGCGUGCUGGGGCCUUACUUCCCCGCACUGCCUGGCCUCGAGCUGCAGGUGCUAGAGCCACCCCGGCAUGGGGCCCUGCGCAGAGAGGACGGUCCUCAGGAGGGGAACCUCAGUGCCUUCUCCUGGAAAGAGGUGGAACAACAGCUGAUCCGUUAUGUGCACGACGGGAGUGAGACGCUGACAGACAGCUUCAUCCUGGUGGCCAAUGCCUCAGAGGUGGACCGCCAGAGCCAUCCUGCAGCCUUCACCAUCACCAUCCUGCCCGUCAACGACCAGCCCCCCAUCCUCACCACCAACACAGGCCUGAAGAUGUGGGAGGGGGCCACGGUGCCCUUCCCUCCGGAGGCUCUUAGAGGCACAGACAGCGACUCAGGACCGGAAGAGCUGGUCUACACCAUUGAGCAGCCCAGCAACGGGCGGGUGGUGCUGCGGGCCGCGCCAGGCACCGAGGUCCACAGCUUCACCCAGGCCCAGCUGGAUGGCGGGCUCGUGCUGUUCUCGCACAGAGGAGCCCUGGAUGGCGGCUUCCGCUUCAGCCUCUCCGACGGGGAGCACACCUCCUCUGGACACUUCUUCCAAGUGAUGGCCCAGAAGCAGCUGCUCCUCUCCUUGGAGGGCAGCCGAACGCUGACCGUGUGCCCAGGGUCGGUCCAGCCGCUCAGCAGCCAGAGCCUGAGAGCCAGCUCCAGUGCGGGCACUGACCCCCAGCACCUGCUCUACCGGGUGGUGCAGGGGCCCCGACUGGGCAGGCUGUUCCAUGCCCAGCACGGCAGCACCAGGGAGACCCUGGCGAACUUUACCCAAACCGAGGUGUAUGCUGGGAAUGUUCUGUACGAACACGAGAUGCCUCCUGAGCCCUUCUGGGAGGUCCACGACACCCUGGAGCUCCAGCUGUCAUCACCCCCUGCCCUGGAUGUGGCUGCCACCCUUGUUGUGUCUGUGUCCUUCGAGGCUGCCUGCCCCCAGCGCCCCAGCCGCCUCUGGAGGAACAAAGGUCUCUGGGUCCCCGAAGGCCAGCGGGCCGAGAUCACCACGGCCACCCUUGAUGCCUCCAACCUCCUGGCCAGCAUCCCGUCACCCCAGCGCCCAGAGCAUGACGUGCUCUUCCAGAUCACACAGUUCCCCAUCCGGGGCCAGCUGCUGGUGGCCGAGGAGCCCCUCCACGCCGGCCGGCGCCACUUCCUGCAGUCCGAGCUGGCCGCAGGGCAGCUGGCCUAUGCCCACGGCGGCGGGGGCACCCAGCAGGAUGGCUUCCGCUUCCGCGCCCACCUCCAGGGGCCAGCGGGGGCCUCCGUGUCAGGACCCCAGACCUCAGAGGCCUUUACCAUCACAGUGCGGGAUGUGAACGAGCGGCCACCGCGGCCCCAGGCAUCCGUGCCGCUCCGGCUCACGCGGGGCUCCCGCGUGCCGGUCUCCCGGGCCCAGCUCAGUGUGGUGGACCCGGACUCGGCGCCUGGGGAGAUUGAGUAUGAGGUGCAGCGGGCUCCCCUCAAUGGCUUCCUGAGUCUGGUGGGGGCCGGCCCAGGGCCAGUGACCCGCUUCACGCAGGCUGACGUGGACGCUGGGCGCCUGGCCUUCGUGGCCAAUGGGAGCAGCGUGGCUGGCAUUCUGCAGCUGAGCGCAUCUGACGGGGCCAGCCCUCCCGUGUCCAUGUCCCUGGCCGUGGACGUCCUGCCAUCGGCCAUUGAGGUGCAGCUGCGGGCGCCCCUGGAGGUGCCGCAGGCUGUGGGGCGCUCCUCCCUGAGCCGGCAGCAGCUGCGGGUGGUGUCAGACCGGGACGAGCCAGACGCCGCCUACCGCCUCACCCGGCGGCCCCGUUUCGGGCAGCUCCUGGUGGCUGGGCAGCCCGCUGCCUCCUUCAGCCAGCUCCAGGUAGACCAGGGGGAGGUGGUCUUCGCCUUCACCAACUUCUCCUCCUCUCGAGACCACUUCGGCAUCCUGGCGCUGGCCCGAGGGGCCAAUGCAUCCGCCACGGUGAACAUCACUGUCAGGGCUCUGCUGCGUGUGGGGGAUGGUGGGCCAUGGCCCCAGGGGACUACCCUGCGCUUGGACUCCACCGUCCUUGAUGCUGGAGAGCUGGCCAACCGCACGGGCAGUGUGCCCCGUUUCCGGCUCCUGGCGGGACCCCGGCAUGGCCGUGUGAUACGUGUGCCCCGGGCCAGGACGGAGCCCAGCGAUAGCCAGCUUGUGGAGCAAUUCACCCAGCAGGACCUUGAGGAUGGAAGGCUGGGGCUGGAAGUGGGCAAGCCAGAGGGCCAGUCCCCUGGCCCCGUGGGCGACAGUCUCAUUCUGGAGCUGUGGGCACGGGGUGUCCCCCCCGCUGUGGCCACACUGGACUUUGACACUGAACCUUACGAUGCGGGCCGACCCUACAGCGUGGCCCUGCUCAGUCUCCCCGAGCCUGCUCAGACCGAAGCAAGGAAACCAGAGAGCAGCACCCCCACGGGGGAGCCAGGCCCGUUCGCCUCCAGCCCCGUGCCCACUGUGGCCAGCGGGGGCUUGCUGGGCUUCCUGGAGGCCAACAUGUUCAGCGUCAUCAUCCCUGUGUGUCUGGUCCUCCUGCUCCUGGCACUCAUCCUUCCUCUGCUCUUCUACCUCCGCAAACGCAACAAGACGGGCAAGCACGACGUCCAAGUCCUGACUGCCAAGCCCCGCAAUGGCCUAGCGGGCGACAACGAGACCUUCCGCAAGGUAGAGCCGGGCCAAGCCAUCCCGCUCACAGCGGUGCCCAGCCAGGGGCCCCCACCGGGGGGCCAGCCUGACCCAGAGCUGCUGCAGUUCUGCCGGACACCCAACCCUGCUCUCAAGAACGGCCAGUACUGGGUGUGAGCCCGGGCCUGGGCCCAGAUGCUGAUCAGGCCAGGGACAGGUUUGCUCAGGCCCUGGCCCCAUUGCUCCCAUGCCCUGGUGCUGUCUGAGUAUCCCCAGAGCUAGAGACACCUGGGGACAUCUGGUGUGGAGGGUGCUGGGAGGAGGUCCCAGGGGUCCGGGACCAAGCGGAGUCAAGAGCUGGAAUCCCCCCAGCUUUCUCCAUGCCUGGAGAACUGCAAGGGGUGGGCUAAGGUCAGAGGCAGGCUUGGAGUCAGUCCCCCUGCCCUGGAGCUAGUUUGGGCUGUCAAAACCAGAGUGACCUCCUAGAUAUGUCAGGACUCUGGAUCCUGGGUCUGUGAUCUUGGGUAAGUCACAGCUGGCCCAGACUGCUGAGAGGGCAAGGAGAGGAGAGGGCUGGGGUGACAGAUGGGGAUUCCUGGCUUUUCCACUCCAAGCCAGGCCUCCCUUUGUCUCUGCCCCAGAGCUGAUGGGAAAACUUUUUCCCCUGGUUUUUUAGGGAGAUGGUAUUCCCUGGAGCAGAGGGCAGGAGGAGGGAGCCCCUCCACUCUCUAGGAGACAUAAGCCAGUAGAAUAAUACAUUCAGGGAACAAGAUGGGGUGGGUUGCUCUGGGGAUGGGUUUAUUUAAGGGGGAUUGCAAGGAAGCUAUUUAACACAGUGUCGAGCUCGCCCAGACUGAGGGAGCUCCUGAGAGUGUGGGAGGGAGGAAGGUCUGAGGCCAGCUCAUACCCGGAGCCCAACCUUGACAGGCUAAGGGCGAGUUAGGCAGUGUGUGUCUGUGGCCCCGGACCUGGCUGGGCUGGGGAGUAUGCGGGCCUCAGGCCAGAGGCCACUACAAUGCCUGUGCUCCCCCAAGGACUGGGGGUGAGCAAUUGAGGACACUCAACUCCAUGGGGCCUGGAUAAACGGUGUUGUGGAGGUUCUGGACAGAUGCGUGUCGUUUGUCUGACCAUGCACUGGGCCCUUGUCCAAACCAGCCUGCACUCCUCUGGGGCAGGCCGUCCCACUAGGCCUCAGCCAGCAGGCUGGACAGGGCCAUGUGAGCCCUCAAUGUCCACCUCCAGGGACCUUUCAGAUCUCCUCUGCCCCCACCUGUGUAGGCAGGUGGGCCAGUCUUUGUGGAAUGGGACCAAAGCCCUUUGGUUUAGUAAAGAUAGGCUAGGCCACCUCCGAGGAGCUCAAAGAAACAAUGAAAUCAGGAGAUGUAUUAAACGUCCCAGCCACAGAUGUCUUAGCCUGAGUUUUGGCCUCCACAACCUUGUCCUUCUCCACCUACCUCUCAAGUUGCUGGAGCAGCAAAGGUCAGGAGACUGAGGGGGUUACAUAGAGAUCCCAAGGCUGGGACCUGGUGCUGCGGGGCAGACGAGGGGACCGCCACUGGUGUCUUCCCUUGGCUCCCUGGAGAUUUUCCCAAGGAACAUUUCAGUUGGUCUCCGCCCCCCAGCAAGAAGACCGAGGGUGCCCCUUCUCAAAGGCAGGGUAAGCAGCAAGGAUUCUGAAAAGCGAGCUGCCCCAAGAGGCCAUCCUCUGGUUAGAGACCCUCUAUGAGCUGCUCGGGAGUCACGACCCCUGCCCCUCUCCCUUUUGAGAGUUAUGGACAAUGAGGACAGAUUCUGGAUCCCAGGUGAUGCUGCCUGGCAGUAAGCAGACGUCCUCCAAAGAAACACAGUGUGGGAGGUGCAGGAUCUGGGACAUUGGAGCCCAGUGCCUCAGCACAGUCAGACGGGGUGGAGAGCCCCAGCCAGCCUUUGACAGCUGACCAGUGUCUGGGGACCAGAAGCACCCCUUCCUUGUGUCUCCAUAUCGGGGAACAUCUGAAUCAGAAACUAGGGCAAGAAAGGAAACUCCCUCCUCCCCACUGUGCUGUCCCCAGAGCGCCCUGCCAAGACGCCUCUUAUCAUCCCCUUCCCAUCCCGGCAUUCCCCAGAUCCUCCUCCACUCUCAAGAUGUGGGCAGGUCACCCGGAAUCCCGGACUAUCAGUGCUGAAAGGGCACCUAGGGGACCAAGGGCAGGCUGAGAAUCAGGGCUAUCCAAUCACACACAGCCAGGCAGCACUAGAGUGGACCAGAGCCCAAGGCCCAGCCAACUCUUCUUGCCACACUGAAGAGCCUGUCCCAGGCCGUAGAGGGGACCCCCACAGAGACCCCUCUCCAUCAGGAGUUCCAAAUCCCAACCUGGCUUCCUUCUAUAGCCUAGUCUCUCUGGCACCCCUCAGGCCAACCUCAUACAAGGGGCCCUGCCAAGGGAGUCUCCAUGCCACACCCCAGGCACUAUGCCCUGCCUCUUCCUAGAGCUUGGGGCCAGAUCCUCAGGGCCCUCAUAUCUGACGCCAGACUCCACCCAGGGCGACCAGUUUCCCUGGGAGUGUAACCGGAGACAAGGGUGACAGACCCGCCAGGCAGGAUCUGGCCUCAUCUCCUAUUUCCCGCCCCUCCCAGGACUGACGACAUGCUCUCUGUUCACUCAGCCCAGCUUGUCCUGCCCCCCCCAGCGAGCUGGCACAGGCUGACACUGCUCCAUUUCCUUUAAGCCUCUGCUGACCAGGGGGCCAGCACCCAGGGCAUUGUGCACAGGGCUCCAUGAGGACCUGGGAGAAGGUCUUUCACUGGAACACCAAAUCUGGAACCCACUUUAAAUGUGGGGCCUCCAUUUAAGUAAAUCCCUUGCAGAUUUCAGACAGGCCCCCAAGGCUUAAAGGGAUUGUUAUCCACUUUGCAAAAUAACUCACUAUCCCCUUACUUUAAGAAGGCAGCUCCUCCCAGGCACUGAGAUAGACGCCAACCUGGGCACAAGUGUUUAGGAAUGUGUGGGAGCACUCUGACCCUCUUCUUUACCCACACACACACACACACACACACACAGUGCACUUAUGCACAUGGCUGUGUACCUUUAGACCUUCAGACGCACCCUGUUCUAACAUAAAUACCUGCCCACGUAAUACGUAUGCCCGCACGUCCAUACAGGUGCACACACAGACUUGGGAGAGAAGUACUCUGCACUUGUGGGCCCUCCUACAGGCCUCAGAGCUGCCCAUGGGGAACCAAGGGCUGGGGCUACCUGACGAUCCAGAGGCCCAGACUGACAUCAGCAGUGCCAAGAAGCGGAACCACAGCAGGAGAGGGUAUGGGGAACAGGGUAGGGAUGGCCAGAGGGCCCAGUUUUGGGGGUCUCCAGCUUGGAAGUCCUGCCCACCACCUUAAAUGUUUUAGCCACUUAGAUGCUAAAGAAGGGGCUUCCUCUGAGCCCCUCUCCUAGUGCUAGGAGCUGGCCCUUCAAGUGGAGCUGCUCAGGCUAGAACCAUCAUCCCCCAGUAGGAAGCAGAGACAGGGACCUCCCUGCCCUGCCCCCACUCCACAUUGUCUCCCUACUGGGAUAGGAAUGGCCAGGUGCUGGCAUCUUUCUCUAGGCCCCAAGACUAGGAUUUUUGUUUUAAAGAUUUUAUUUAUUUAUUUGACAGAGAGAGAUCACAAGUAGGCAGAGAGGCAGGCAGAGAGAGAGAGGAGGAAGCAGGCUCCCUGCCAAGCAGAGAGCCCGAGGCGGGGCUGGAUCCCAGGACUCUGGGAUCAUGACCUGAGCCAAAGGCAGAGGCUUUAACCCACUGAGCCACCCAGGCGCCCCUAGAUUCAUGACCUUAAAGAAAUGGAGGUACCUGGGCAGCCCCCGGAGUGCUCUGGUUGGGUUUCCGUUCCUUGUCACACCACAUGAGGAGGCCCUGGCAAAUGGCGGGAGCCAGGAUGGGAACCAGCUCUGCUGGAGCCCUCUCUCCACAGCCCGUCUCCUACCCGAGGUUGGCUCCGAGUUCACAUCGUCCCUGUCUGGUCUCCACUGGGAUUAGUGGGCAAGGGCAUUUGGGGCCAAAAAUGUUGUGGGAGACCCCCUGAAGACAAAAGUAACCCUUGGUUAGAUCAACCAGUGGCCAAGAAGGGACUUUUCAAGGAGCUCCCAUGCCCCUCAACCUGGGCACUGCCAGCUCUGUUAGCGUAAAGCCUCAAGCUAAUGACAGGACUUCCUCUGGAUGCCUUGUAAGCUCACAGAGGGCUCAGGCAACACCACCUCUGGGUCCUGGAGGCCCAAGCUGGAUGGGCUGUCUAAGUCUUUGUCGCUCAAAGUGCGGUCCAUGGACCUGGAGGACCAGAGACAUUCGGGAGCUUAUUAGAAAUAAGAACUCUGGGGACACCUAGACUGCUCAGACAGGAGACAGUGAGACUCUUGGUCUCAGGGUUGGCAGUUUGAGCCCCACGUUGAGUGGAGAGAUUACUUAAAGAUAAAAUCUUCAAAAAAGAAAAAGAAAAAAUGAGGGCUCUCAGGCCUCACCCCAGAUCAGCUGAAACAGACUCUGUGUUUAACAAAUAGUAAAGACACAUUGACUUAGGUCCUACCCCUCCACCUCCAAAUGGAGAAACAGCUCAGAGAGGCAGGAACAAGGUUAAGACCAUGGUAAGUCAAUGGCAGACUUAGAAAGAGGUCAGACCCCAUGAUCCAGUUCCAGAGUUUUGUCUUUCAACUCAAGUCCCUAUAUCCUCUGCUGAUUUGGAGGGACAGGGUUCUGUUGUGGGGGUUCCUGCUCAGGAGCCUCCACUGAGGACAAGAGGGGAGCAGAGGAGGACGAGGCCAGUAGCCAGGUCUGAUCAGUGGGGAAGGUCUGCAGAAGAAGCCCACUUCCACCCUUACCUCCCAAGACAGGCUCCUGGAAUAUACAGCAACCCCCUGCCACCCCACCUUCUACAAUCCAGCUAGUCCUUCCCUCCCCACCCAUCUGGGUUCCACCUGUAGAGGGAGGGAAAAAAGGAGGGGCCCAGCCAAAGCCCCCAGUCAGGGCAUUGGGUCUCCUGCACAGUAGAGCCGCAGCAGCCAGCAGAGGAAGGGGAAAGAAGCUGGCCGUCAGGCCACAACACAGGCCUGGUCAAGAAAGAGGGCAUGGGCCUCCCACAGCACUCUGUCCUGUCCUGCAGGGGUGGGAAGCGAGGGAGGCUGGACCACUCACUGUCUGUCCCUUCUGGCCCCAGAAUAAAUGCUGUGGCCCCCAGCCUAUGUGCUGUCCUGGUGCUGUGCGUGACUUUGAGAGCCCCAACUCCCUUUCCCUGCCAGGUUGCUGAGGCCCCCAGCCCUCUGUUCCUUGCAGUAAACAUAGUUCAAGGCUGUGUGCCCUCUGGGGGCAAUGGCCAGCCGGGUCCAGAACUAGGUUCAUAGCAGAUGUUCAGUAAACGUUUGUUGACAGAAUAGAGCCCCUCCCUUCCCGCAAUCCAAAAGGUCUCUAACCCCCAAUCCCACUCUGACUCUGUAUCCUGACUUCCCAUCUGGUUCCCCUGGCUUCCGUCAUCCCUAGGAGUGCUAGUGGGGCUCCCAACCACAGUUCUAGCCCCCAGAUCCCUUCCAGGGCCCAGGCAGACCUGGCCCCACGUCCUAAGUUUCUAAGGAGCAGGUUUAAACUGUCCCUGCCAGACUCUUCAGCACCCACUUCUCUCUUCCUCCAUACUUACCCGUGGCUCCCUCCUACCAAAUGCCUGGGGUCUAGCUCUCAGAAGCACACGGGCAGAACACUUCAACCCAAUCAUAUGUGGGAGCAUACCACUGAUGCAAUCAAACUGAUUAAAUGGGACAGGAGGAGAAGACAACCCAGGACUCCCUGCCACUCGCCUUCCCUUGCCCUACAGCUCCUCCUCAGAUCGUCCUGGAGCCACUGGCCACCGUGCCAGCUGUUCUAAUCACUGUAGGGCCUACCCGAUCCCAACCUUCAGAGGCAAGCAGUGGAGAUGAGCCAAGGGCUUCCCCAACUUUACCUGGCCCAGAGGACCCUGCAUUCAGUUGGAGGUCUCAAGAGUCCCAGCCUACCUCCUGGAGGCUUGAAACCCUUCCAGAUGCCAAAGAUGCACCUUCCAGCAGAGGAACUCCUGGCAUCUAGAGAGGCAUCAGGAUAAGUGUGAGCCAGUGGUGCCAGACACACAGGCCAGGGCAGAGACCUCCAAGAGCCAGAGAGCAGCAGGGAGAACCCUGUUGGGUCUUGUUGGGGAAGGUGGAGCCUUUUCUACAGAGCUAUUGGUUGAGCAAGCAGGCAGGUGGGUGAGGCUGGAGGAGGCCGAGAGCUCCUGGAAGUCUGUGAGUCAGGGCAGAAGGGCUCCUCCUGAGUCAGCCCUGCUAACAGGUUGCCCUGUGAGGCAACUAGAACAGGACCCAUGGAUCCGAGAAGGUUCCAGGCCCUGAGACUUCAGCCCCUCUGCCCCAUGAGCUGCCCUGCCUAAGAAGCUCAGUCUGGGGAUAGAUGCGAUGAACUAGAGGAGGGAGGGCAGCGACAGUGAUUGUGUCUGCCCAAUGAACUUGUACAAGUCCACGCACCUGUGAAUGGGAUGUUCGACCCUAGCAAGUACAGAGCUAGGCCUGGGAGCUACCUGUUUCUGCCUACAGCCCCGCCUCCUGUCUUCAUUUCUGCCCAUUUCCCAGUUCCUACAGCCAUGAAUGGUACAUGAUUGGCCUGGGGCCCCAUCCCCUUGCCUGCAUUAGAACCUCUCAACCAAGGCUGCUUUUCAAAGUGUUGUGGCAAAGCCCUUAGAACAGCACCAGGCACAUAGUAAAUGCUCAGUAAAUGCUGACUUUUAUAAUCA
Messenger RNA from Mustela lutreola (European mink), 13691 nucleotides. It is a transcript of the gene CSPG4, whose product is annotated as chondroitin sulfate proteoglycan 4. The transcript is spliced from 10 exons. Lineage: Eukaryota; Metazoa; Chordata; Mammalia; Carnivora; Mustelidae. The coding region runs from base 119 to 7090 and encodes 2323 amino acids. The record is from RefSeq and is a predicted model, not a curated record.